CGAUAAUGACUCAAUCCUGCUCUUGAGGAAUUGAAUACACGCCACUCGAAUGAUCUAUGGACUAAGAGCAGUUCAUCUUGCCUGCUUGAUUGAUCUCUGAGCCUGUCGUGAUGAUUAGAAACAGGGUCUUGCAUUCGACGUCGAAAUUGAUCAUCAGCGCGUAUCACGUUGUCGAGGGUGUGAGAAUACAAGAGACGACUGAGAACUGCGUGUUGGGCGCUGGGAUGGAUUUCGUUUUAAGGAGAGAACGUUUUAGCCUUUGGGUGCCAACAUGAUGGUGCCGUUGGAGCCAGGCGGUCACGGUCUUCAUGGUGCGCUCACGAAAGCGUGAGAGAGAAGUAAACCUGUCAGCUUUGGAAGCGGAAGAGGACGGUUUGAUGACUGGAAAAAAUGGUAGACCUUCAUGAUAGCCCUGGAGCGAUAGGGCACGGCUCAGAGAGGAGGCGCAACUAUAGGAGACGAAUCAGAGGUAUGCUUCCAUACGCGGAACGCUGCGAGGAGGAAAAGACGAGGAGAUGGAGGAGUGCUUGCAGAAUACGAAAGAGUUGUUCCAGGAGGAGCUCUUCUAGGUGCAGUGGAAUGAGCCGUAUCGAAAACGACAACCAAGGCCACGUGAAUCCGCUGGAUCGGGUAAAGCAAGGCGGGAAAAGAACUUCGUGGUCAAUCGGAAUAACGGCAACACGGGUGUGGCCGAUGAAGCUUUCAUUCUUCGCAACUGCUGCCUGCUGUGUGCUUUUUGAGAGGCUGCUCCGAUGCGUCGUUUCUAACAGCUCGAGUCAAAGCUUCUCUCUCUUUGCUUCUGCACAGAAGACAGUAGCUUCCUUAGGAGAUCCGUGCGAUUGCCAUCAAAAUCACGACUACUGGCAGACAAUGCUAGAUACGAUGCUAACGCACCUACAACCAGACCUGAACACGGCGUUGUUUGUCACGGGUUCCGCUUCGCAAGCUUUUUUUUCGAAGCAGAGCUGCAUUUGGUCAUCAACAAAUGAGGAAUCGCACCGACUAGCCGCAUUGUCUGACUGCAUUCCGGGUUUCGUGACCAUGAAUAUGGCAGACUGAAAUAGCCCUAGCGCUUAGAAGACGUCCGUAUUUGCGAGGACGCAUUAUUCUUGAUCUCCUCGCUGCAUUCAAUGUACUAGUCGGAAUAGAACUAAAAGAAAGGUAGGACUCUUAUCGCCAUAGCUUUCGUUUCCAUAUGAUCCCCGCCCAAUUUCUGUCGACUGCUCAUGACGACCAACACCCCUCCAUUCAAGUAGGAGAUUUCCUGCGUGCAGCAUCUGAUAUGGAGCGCCUUUGAUGAAAUAUCUGCCUCGACGGAACCGGAAAACAACGACGAUCCACACUUUAUCGCAGCGAAGGAGUACGUGGAGUUAGCUUUGGGUCAUAUGGCUGAAAUCAUUAGGACUGCCGUUUUCGGGAAAGAAUGCAUCGAUCCCAGUGUCUGGCCAGUGACCAUGAACGAUAUCACCUCCAACUACAUCCGCUUUUAUCGCACGCAUUCGUACUACCGAGUCACGGAGAGGAUGCUAGCGGCUUUGGUCUGGACGUCGGGAACUUGCCAGACAACGAGGGAUUGCGUUGGAGGCAAUGUGGCUGGCAAAACGUGCAAGAACGGAAGAUGUGUGCAGAGGGACCCACCACUAAGCGCAGCUGAUUUGGUAUGCAGUCUUCAGCUACUUACAGCGUGUUUACUUAUAUAUAGUAGAGCCUGCGUUUGAGAUUUUUAUACAGUGAAUUUGGGGACGAGAUGCUCGUCGCCGUUCUUGGUUUGUGGAUACCUAGAGGAACAAUCAAACUGCGAGGCUUCAAUCAAUCAAUCAGUCAAUCAACCAAUCCCCAGGAUGCGUUCGCACUAGACCCGGUGCGGCAUUUUUGCGUGCAGCCGAAUUCUUUCCACGACGCUGAUGGUAACUGCUGGCAUAUGGGCAAGCAAGGUGCUUCUUGCCGAGAAACGUGUGAGGCUCUAGGAACAGUACCGGCGAAGGACUACAAACCGCGGAAGGACCGGAUGAUGACGACCCCACUCUUGACUGAGAAGAAUGAGGCCGUUGUUAUCCUGCUCAUGAACGAUCCGUGGAUGGAACAGGAGUACCAUCAUAAUAUUGGAACUUUAUCUGACAGUUGAUUGAAAACGACGAAAAAGGUAUAGGCUCCUAUUUUUAUUACUCUCAGGAGCAGAUUAUAAUUGAAGUUCAAAUUGUUUUUAGUGUACUUAAGUGAGUACAAUGAACAUGAAGUACACUGCAGUCGAGUACUGAUCGAAUAUAUGAUUAUCAUCUCAACUACCUGAGCAGGUGUUACGUCCGUUCUCAGUCCCGGUUUCACCCAGCCGUCGAAUUGCCGCCAGAGUUCCGCGAAGCGUAUAACAUUUCUGACCGCGAGGAUUGGAAAGAUGAGCUUUGUCAUCUCUCGUGCCAGUGUGAGAAAAUCCCAGUCAGAAAAUCGCAGACCGGCUCUCUAAAAGCGCGCCAGUGGGGCGAUUGUGUUUAUGAAGUUGAGAAUAUGUGCGUCACGAAUGGAACGUUUUAUCAGAGCAUCAAUUACAACGAACCACAAGCCUUUGAGGAUGGCGGAAUGUUUCGAGCCUGUUCGGAAGUGGGGCAGACCUUGUUUCAAUUCGACACAUCGGCAAGACUCUUUCCCCCUCACCCUUUCGGUCCAGUUAUUGGUGACAAUAUUAUGCAAGGGUUACCAACAUAGUACAUUCUCGUCCGCGACUAACAUCCUUGACCUUUUUUCGAGGAGAAAAUAGGUCCAGGUUAAGUAUACUCUGAAGAAUGUAGUGGUGCAGCCUUUAACUGUAGCAAGGAGGAACGUGUUGCUUUUAUCGUGCCUGUGACUUUUAAGUUGACUUCCACGUGGCAUGGGAUCCAUAGCUUGAUUCCGCCGUUUGUAAUGCUGUAUUACCCGGAGGUGAUCGAGAAGUACGCGCUGCAGCAGGGUCGCAAUGUGGACCUAUUUUUAAGGCCUCACUUAAUCCAUCUUUUGGCCGGUCUAUGAACUGUUUUCAAGAAGAAAAGCGGAAGCAGACCAUGAGAGAAAAGAUGGAUUGUACUGAGUUCUAAUAUUUCUGGUAAAUCAGAAUUUGGAGCGAGACGUUGAGCAUUGGAACAAGCUUUUGGGCUACGAUACGAUGAAAUUUGACGGCAAGUAUGGCUGGUUUUCGAACUUUCUAGACGGCUUCGCGAAUGUGGACAUCUACUCUCAAGGGUAUCAGGCAAUUGAUCGCUGUUAUCGCCGUAUAGUUUUCGGACACGAGUUGUUGAUGUACAGCGGCGGGGGCUGGGUGGAGCCAGAGCACGUGCAAUUCUUCACUCGAAAAAUGCGGAACUACUUCCUUGGUGGCGAGCGACUACGCAAACGAGCAAAACUUUCGGCCUCAGGUAAGGACCCAGACGCACGACCCUUCUACCGCGGCAGAGCUAAAGGGGGCGAUGAAAAUGACGCCAACACAGUCUAUGCUUUAGUCGAUGAAGCGUUUGAGGGCAAGCGGCUGCUAGAUGAACAAGUUGACACCACUGACUGGCAAGAAUUUUCGAUUCCUGCUGAGGAGGACUUUCUGGGGAAGAAGAAGGACUCGGAAAAUCUUCAACAAGAUCUCUUUCGCUUCAAGCUUCCUCCAGGAGAGUUUUUACAGCCCGUGACAAAGGAUUGGGGCUUCACUUCGCCGAAAAAGCUAUUCUUGAUCCAAGAUCGCGUGGCAGGCAAGAGUUUCCACCGAUUCGUCGAAAACAUGGAUGCUGCUGCUCGGUUUAUCGAGCUAGCACUACCUGCGGAUGAGUGGACUAUUGAAAGGCACGACUUCGCGGCAUUGGACUUCGUAGAACAGGUUAGAUUGGCGUCGAAAGCGCGCAUAAUGUUCGGUGCGCACGGCGAUGGAUUGGCGUGGGGACUGUUCAUGUUAUGCUGAUGAAGUAAGAUGCCGGAAGAUGGUAGCUUGAUAAGUAGUUAUCUACUUCUAGGCUGCAUGUUAAUACAGUUACUAGACUUGACUUUUAGCUACGAUUUACAUUUCGGUUCUUCACCGCCAUACUCGUUUUGACUCUACCUCUAAUCCUUCCACCAGCCAGCGUCGUCAUGGAGGCGGUGCCAGUGCGGCGGGGUGGCUACCAGGUAUGCGACGAGGGCCGGAAUAAGAACCUCCGUGGAAUUUUCGGUGGGCUUUUGAAAUUCGCGGAGAAUGUGACUCAUAUCUGCUGGAUGAACCCUCAGGGCGCGGCCAAUGGCGCCAACAUCACCACAGACGUGUACGACUGGAAUUGGCGUAUGCUGAACUUGAGGUUAGACAUGAUGAAGCUGGCCCAUUGGCUUCGUAUGGCCUUGUGGGCAGUAGAAGGAACUAUCAGCCCAGAUAAAUACAGCAACGUGCAAACGGCUUUAGUGAAGUACUACGAGGAACGAGGUGAGGAGCCGCCUGCAGAACACUCAUCAUAGAACAGAUACGAGUUGUGGUCGGAUGUUUGCUCACGCGACUGAUUCGCAUCUAGUAGGGUUGGGAUUCCUCGUCUGAAGCUUUACCAACAAAUGUUGUAUGUGUACAUUAAAGGACUAGGAGAACUAGAUGAACUACAAAUUAGUAGUUCUCACCUCUUGAUGAUUUCAUGCGUUGCGGUUUUCUCUCUGCUUCGUUUUUUACCAGUUCUUGUCGCAACAUUGUAAUUUGCUUUCUGAAACCACUAUCUUCGAUUAUCGAUGUAGCAGCAAAUGCUCUUAUGCUUUCAGAGAAUACAGCCUGUCAGGCGUGAGACCAGGCUACAAAACUUUUUGGGGAUGUUAUUUUUGAAUUUCGUGGACUUUCUCGUCGUUCUUACAAAACUUAAAAAUGCAACAGGCGAUUGUUCACUGGAGG
Amoebophrya sp. A25 is the source of this 4849-nucleotide messenger RNA. The record is from the annotation of a GenBank genome assembly. Lineage: Eukaryota; Dinophyceae; Syndiniales; Amoebophryaceae.